AUGUGUGUUGGUGCAGUAUACAUCGAUACGAUCCUUACAGUUCCUCACUUCCCACAAGAAGACUCCAAACUCCGUGCGAAGAGAAUUACGCGUCGGAGAGGCGGCAACACCGCGAAUACAUUGGAAGUCCUCGCCCAGCUUGUCGAACAUGACCCUGCUCCGUCAUCAGGACACAAAUGGACGUCCGAAGAACCAGGAACACGGCUCCAUCUCCAGUCCGUGCUACCUCGCUCGUUGUCAAAUGCUACUCGCUUCAUCAUGGAUUCCCUCCCCGGGAUAAACUUUGAACAGAGCCUGUUCCGUCAAGAUCACGAGGAAGCUGCGUCUAGCUACAUUAUUCAGAGCCAGGCAACGCUCUCUCGGACGAUUGUCAGCAUCAACGAACUCCCGGAGAUGACGGCCGAUGAUUUUAUAUCGCGUAUUGGCACUACGGCAGAAGAUGAUGUAGUCCAGCCGCCGCAGAAACGCUGGGUGCAUUUCGAGGGCCGGAUCCCCGACGUGACGCUCGAGUGCGUGCAGUACCUCCGCCGUGAACAUGCGGCGUUCAAGGUCAGUGUAGAAUGUGAGAAGCCGGAGCGAGAGGGCAUGGUUGAAGUUGCAAAGUUGGCGGAUGUGGUGUUCUACUCGAAACCGUGGGCGGAGGAGAACGGUUUCCAGGAUGCGAAGACAUUUCUUGGUGUUCAAUUAGGUAACACACGGAAUGGCGCCCUGCUGUGCUGUACCUGGGGUGCUGGCGGUGCCACGCUUGUCCAGAAUGAUGGGAAAGGUGGUCAGGAGUGGGCAACUGUCGGAGCAUGGAAGCCAUCAGGGGUAGACAAAGUGGACGUUUUUGAUACCACCGGAGCUGGGGACACUUUUAUCGCUGGUAUGCUAUUCGCCAUCAACAACCACGAAGAAUGGACGUUGAAAAGGAAACUCGAAUUCGCAAAUGAACUUGCAGGUCGUAAGGUCCUCCAAGAAGGCUUUGCCAACCUAGGGCAUAAGAUAUGGUAG
Molecule: messenger RNA, 993 nt
Organism: Plenodomus lingam JN3
Lineage: Eukaryota; Fungi; Ascomycota; Dothideomycetes; Pleosporales; Leptosphaeriaceae
Molecular function (GO): kinase activity
Source: RefSeq, a predicted model, not a curated record